Molecule: messenger RNA, 3498 nt
Organism: Daucus carota subsp. sativus
Lineage: Eukaryota; Viridiplantae; Streptophyta; Magnoliopsida; Apiales; Apiaceae
Exons: 3
Coding region: 598-3498 (966 amino acids)
Biological process (GO): telomere maintenance; DNA repair
Molecular function (GO): DNA helicase activity
Source: RefSeq, a predicted model, not a curated record
AAUUUAUAUACAUGUUUGUAGGUAUGACUCCCCGCCUUGGUGGACGUUUAUAUCAACAAUAUGUUGUGGAUGCAUUUUCAACAAUUGAGCAAGCACGUCUUUGGUACCUACGUACUCACCAGACCACCUUGCGUAAUGAGCUCUAUUCACAAAUAUGUGAUUCUCUAAAAAAUGGCAAUGAUGAUGCAUCCAAAGUUGGGAAAGGUAUCAUACUCCCUGCUGGUUUUAUUGGUUCUCGGAGAUAUAUGCAGCAGAAUUUUCAGGACGCUCUAGCAGUAUGCCGCUAUAUUGGACAUCCAGAUAUUUUUCUUACCAUGACCACAAAUCCACUUUGGGAUGAAAUCAUUCAGAUGAUGAAACUACUACCACAUUGUCUUCCGCAGAAUUCACCGGACAUCAUUGCUAGAGUUUUUAAAUUAAAGCUUGAACAAUUGAUUGAUGAAAUAAAGAACAAGUCCUUCUUUGGAGAAUGUCUUGGAGGUAUGAAAUCUAAAUUAAUAUAGAAUUCAGACGUUCCUCUAUUUUCUUAAUUUCCUGUGAUGUGUGGUCUAUGUUGUAGGUUAUUUAUCUUUCUUUAUUUUUUUUUCUGUAACAGUCAUGUACGUUGUUGAAUUCCAAAAGCGUGGACUCCCUCAUGUCCACAUGCUUAUAUGGUUAGCAGCUGAUGCGAAACACCAUCUACAGAAGAACAUUGACCAAUAUGUUUCUGCCGAGAUUCCCGAUCCAGAUGUUGAUCCUUCUGGAUACGAAGCUGUGAAAGCUUUCAUGAUCCAUGGUCCAUGUGGUCCGGAUAAUCCAAAAUCUCCCUGCAUGAAAGAUGGCAAGUGUAUACGGCACUUUCCUAAGAAGUACUGUGCAAGCACCACAUUUGAUGAAUCUGGAUUCCCCAUUUACCGUAGACGGAAAACUAAUGUCACCGUUACAAAAGGGAAACAUCAAUUGGACAAUAAAUGGGUUGUUCCUUAUAACAGAGAUUUAUUGGUAAAAUUUCAAUGCCAUAUCAAUGUUGAAAUCUGCUGUCAUGCAAGAAGUAUCAAAUACCUUUUUAAGUACUGUUUAAAGGGUCAUGAUCGAGCAACGGUUGAAAUUCGAGGACGAAACAAAGAGAGAACAGAUGUGGAUAUUGAUAAGCCUGUUGAUGAGAUAAAGCAGUAUUUUGAUGGGAGGUAUAUAUGUGCCUGUGAAGCAGCUUAUCGUAUAUUUGGAUUCAACAUUCAUUACCGAACCACAUCCGUGCAACGAUUGUCUUUUCACCUGCCUGGGGAACGCAACUGUACAUUCAAAGAAAGUGAACCUCUGCCCAAAGUAGUCAGAAGAGAGAAGCACAAGCGUAGCCAAUUAGAAGCAUUUUUCCAACUGAAUCAGACUGAUGUUGAAGCUAGGAAAUACACAUUUGAUGAAAUCCCAAAGCAUUAUGUUUGGAAUGAGGCCGAAACAGUUUGGAACAUGCGUAAAAGAGGCACACAAAUUGGCAGACUAUUUUAUACUCAUCAUUCAACUGGUGAGCUUUGGUACUUACGUCUGUUGCUUACGAAGGUGCGUGGACCAUUGUCAUUUAUACAUUUGAGGACAGUGAAUGGUAGAGUCUUCCCCACCUUUCAAGAUGCAUGCAAGGAGUAUGGCCUUCUCGAUGAUGAUAAUGAAUGGCAUCAAGUCUUGAGCCAGUCUGCAAGUUGUGGUUUUGCACCACAGAUUCGUCAGCUCUUCGUCCACAUAAUUGUAAAUUGCAGAGUCAGUGAUGUUAAUAAGCUGUGGAAUGAUCACAGUAAUAAUAUGACUGAUGACAUUCUGAUGAUGCGCAGGAAAAUUUCUCAGAAUCCUCAUUUAAUUUUGAAUGAUAAGCAAUUAGAGUACUAUGCACUUGCAGAAAUCCACGCAUUGCUGAAAUCAAUUGGGAAAUCCAUCAAAGAUUUUAAGCAACUGCCACAGCCUCCUGCAAUGUAUCUUGACUUUGCUGAUAAUAAUCUGAUCAUCGAGGAAACCAGCUAUGACACCCAAGAAAUGGCGGAGCUACAUAAAUCUCUAAUUUCAAGCUGUACUGAUGAACAACUGGACAUCUACAACACCAUCAUGAAGUCCGUUGAAAACGACGAAGGCCGUCUUUUUUUUGUUCACGGCAGUGGAGGUUGUGGCAAGACUUUUCUCUGGAAGACACUAAUUUCUAAAGUCCGUUCUGAGAGUAAGAUAGUUCUGCCAGUUGCAAGUUCAGGCAUUGCAGCCACUCUCAUGCCUGGAGGUAGAACGGCUCACUCAAGGUUUAAAAUUCCUAUUGUGUUGGAUGAGUAUUCAAUGUGUAACAUAUCACAGCAGUCUGAUAUAGCCAAGCUUAUCCAACAAACAAGCCUCAUAAUAUGGGAUGAAGCACCAAUGCAACAUCGUUAUGCCUUCGAGUGUCUUGAUCGUUCUUUACGUGAUUUAAUGAAAUCAGUGGAUGCCAAACGUUUUCAAAUGCCUUUUGGAGGAAUUACUGUUGUUUUGGGUGGGGAUUUUAGACAGAUACUACCAGUGAUUCCCAAAGCUUCGCAGGCUGAGGUGUUGGCAGCAUGUAUAAUACGAUCAAAGUUGUGGACUAAUGUCCACUUACACAGUCUCACCAAAAAUAUGCGCAUACAUAAAGGUACAAGUCCAGAUGAGGCAAAGCGUAUGAAAGAAUUUAGUGAAUGGGUUUUGAAAGUUGGUGAUGGGAAAAUAGAGCGAGCUCCUGAAGCCGAAUGUGAAGAUGAUAUUGUCAUUCCACCUGAGUUCUGUAAGAUCACUGAAGACAGUUGUAUAGACGAGAUGAUCAGGACCACGUUUCCAGAUCUGGGAACUCGGUACAAGGACCCGAAAUACCUCAGCGAAAGGGCAAUACUCACUCCAAUGAAUUGCACUGUAAGUCAUGUAAAUUCUGUGAUUGUUGAUCAAAUACCUGGAGAUAGCGUAUCCUAUUUUAGUGUGGAUCAUGGAGAAGACUUCCCUGGAACAAAGUCUGAGCUACAACAUAGCUUCCCCCCAGAGUAUUUAAACUCCCUGAAUGUUCCCGGAUUGCCCAGCCAUGAACUUAAACUUAAAGAAGGUGUAGUUGUCAUGUUAAUGCGUAACCUAAAUCAAACUUUAGGUUUAUGCAAUGGUACAAGGAUGAUGGUCACUAAGCUGCUUCCACAUUGUGUCCAAUGCGAGGUGAUUUCUGGUAGUUAUGUUGGUACAAGGCAUUUCAUUCCACGAAUGGAACUGUUCCCCACUGAUUCCACACUUCCUUUCAAGCUUCUAAGGAAACAGAUGCCUUUACAGAUAUGCUAUGCCAUGACAAUAAAUAAAUCGCAAGGUCAAUCCCUUGAAACAGUUGGUUUGUUCCUCCCUAAACCUGUCUUCACUCAUGGACAGUUAUACGUCGCAGUAAGUCGUGUAACUUCCCCUGACGGCUUGCGCAUAUACAUUGAGUCACCCAAAGGCGGAACAACGAAUAUCACCCAGAAUGUUGUCUACCAUGAAGUUUUUGAACGACUGCCCAGGGCUUAG